Molecule: messenger RNA, 312 nt
Organism: Candidula unifasciata
Lineage: Eukaryota; Metazoa; Mollusca; Gastropoda; Stylommatophora; Geomitridae
Source: the annotation of a GenBank genome assembly
AUGUUUGUGAAAUUUUCACCUCAGAGGCAAAUGUAUUGCAGGCAAAAACCAAAUGUGUGUGAAACCCAGUGCCAGCAUAAACCAAAUGUUUGUGUAACCUGGUGCCAACAUAAACCAAAUGUUUGUGAAACCUGGUGCCAGCAUAAACCAAAUGUUUGUGAAAUUGCCAUCCUCAUGGAUAAACCUGGCGUAUAUAUACAUAAACCAAAUGACUGUACACCUGUCACCAUCACUUUUGCUUCUUGUAAACAUGCACACAUAAAUAAAUACACUGGUGUGCAAAGAUGGAUGCAGAGAAAUCCAAAGACAUGA